UUUUCCAAAUUGCUUGGGUGCCAUGGAUGGCAAACAUUGUCUGAUAGCAGGGAUCGGCAUCAUCGAUAUUUUCAAUCCUCCACUUAAGUCUGGUUCUUCAUAUUUUAAUUACAAGGAAACAUUUAGUAUUGUGCUUUUGGGACUUGUGGAUGCUCAACUCAGAUUCAUAUUUGUUGAUGUGGGCACAAAUGGACGAGUAUCUGAUAGAGGAAUAUGGAACAAAUGUGCUCUUAAACAUCAUUUAGAGAAAAAUGAUAUAAAUAUACUACCAAAUCCUCUACCAGAUACUGAACAGGAUUUUCUUUAUGUAAUUAUAGGGGAUGAAGGUUUUAUUCUAUCUACAAAUAUACUCAUACCUUAUCCUAAGGAACAAUGUACAGCCAGAAAAGACAGAAGAAUUUAUAACUAUAGAUUAUCUAGAGCAAGACGAUGUUCAGAAAAUGCAUUUGGAGUCAUGGUCAGCAAAUUUAAUAUACUCCGAUCUCCUAUGAGAUAUGACCCAGAUGAUGCUCGUACUAUUGUACUAGCAAUUUGUUGUCUUCAUAAUAUGUUGAGGUCUGAUAGUGUAGGCCGUGCAAUGUAUACUCCACCAGGAUACAUUGAUAUGGAAGAUGAAAUGACAGGUCAGCUCCAACAUGGAGAAUGGCGAAAAGAACAAGGACAAGGUUUACAAAAUUUUCAACAUCAAGGAGUGGUUGAGUAA
Molecule: messenger RNA, 703 nt
Organism: Linepithema humile (Argentine ant)
Lineage: Eukaryota; Metazoa; Arthropoda; Insecta; Hymenoptera; Formicidae
Source: RefSeq, a predicted model, not a curated record